GUUCUCGAAAGCCGCUUGUCGUAAAAAAUCCGUUCUACUUGCGACGCUCCAUUACAUCGGAGACACGGGACAUGUUUGAGGUUCUUUACCCGCGUAAAUGCAUUGCCUUCACAUGGAGUAGACGGACAUUUUCGUCCGUUCUGCGAAUGCCUUCAGUUACACGGACUCCUUUGUUUCACUUGCAUAAAGGUAUAAAAGCUGGAGGAUGAGGUGGUAGUAUUUCUUCACUCCUACCUGCCCAGCUAAAGCAGCCAAAGAACCCUCAUUAAAUCACGACCAUGAAGUUUUUCUCCACGCUCGCUCUCGUCCUCAUCCCUUCUUACGCCCUCGCCGUGACCGUUGGCUAUGAUAAUGGCUACGGCAAUGGCAGCAACUCACUCGCUAAUGUUGCUUGCUCGGAUGGCAGCAACGGUCUUCUGACCAAGGGAUAUACCACAUACGGCUCCCUUCCUAACUUCCCUUAUAUCGCGUCAUCCGACUCCAUCGCAGGGUGGAACAGCGCGAGCUGUGGGUCCUGCUGGCAAUUGACAUACAAUGGGCGCACAAUUAACGUGCUAGCGAUUGACCAUGCGGUGUCGGGAUUUUACACCUCAGAGGCUGCGUUGAACGAUUUAACGAACGGGCAUGCGGUUGAGUAUGGGUCGGUACAGGCCACAGCAACUCAAGUGGACGCGUACAGUUUGUGGCUUGUGAUUUCAAGUGGCAAGGCAGCAUGGACUUUUGGACUGGAGGGCAUAAUGGACAUAAACUACGGUACUAGCGGACUCAUAUGGGACUUUUGCAUUCACAUUUCAAAGUAUAGCAAGAGAGUAGUAGGUACUUACACACUCUGAACAAAUAAAGGACUUUCAUACAAGAGUAUGAUGAUUAAAAUCCAUUGCAGUGCCUCGGACCCCAUUUAUGGGGUCCAUGCUACACUGCAUAUGUUGUAUUGCUACUGUGGGUCACUAAGAAGGGGGUCGCUAGGCUAAACUACUAUUGUACAUGAGCGUAUGUAUUCUAUUGUAGGAAACUUCUGCGUGGUUGCAAGUACUCGAUGUGGGGUAUAUGUAUCUUGUAAUCUAGGUGUCUAAGAAACG
This is a messenger RNA of Desarmillaria tabescens, 1079 nucleotides long. RefSeq names its product Cerato-platanin-domain-containing protein. Lineage: Eukaryota; Fungi; Basidiomycota; Agaricomycetes; Agaricales; Physalacriaceae. The coding region runs from base 279 to 833 and encodes 184 amino acids. The record is from RefSeq and is a predicted model, not a curated record. The transcript has a single exon.